AAUCUGAGGCCCAAGGCGGUCGCCUUGGUCGCCUUGGGCCAGGGCCAGCCCUGUUCUAAUGGAAGCUCCCAGAGUAACAAGGAAGAUGACGAAGGUGGUGUGCACAUCAACUGCUCUUCCGAAGAGUCGGAUAAUGUUACUCGCUACUUUCAGAUCAUACGUCUUCAAAAACAGAUAUAUGCAUGGAUCGGUUGCAACUCAGCCAAUUUCGGAAAUUUAUAUGCCGCUGUGCUGGCAAGACCUAAAAACACAGUUAGUGUUCCUUCCAUAAUUGGGGGAGCUUCUGAUAAUACAGGAUCUGGCAUUGCUCGUCGAUUAGUUUUGAAGACCGGUCUAAAUGUCAUAUUGGCUUGCAACAUACCAAAAAACAGCCCCAUGCUUGAGGCAGAUGCUGAGAAAACAAAUCAAUCUGGGAUACGCUAGGCCACAAUCCAAAGGAUGACCUUAGUAGCUGAAAGCUGAGACUGGUAUGCUAAACAUGAAAGAUACAAUUAGUUUGUUUAUACUUGAUCGUGAUUCCGCUGGCACUGUGAUACCCACUAUAGCCCAGGAAGCUGCAACAAGGAGUUCUGGCGCCAUUGAUGGAUCAUGCUUUGGUGUUUUACAUUCUGGUAUUCCUUUUUCCAAUGGACCUGUGCUUUAAAGUCCUGCCCGCGUUAAGUUCAACUGUUGGUAACAAGGUCUUGUUACAUAAAACUCUUACAAGGUUUUAGUCUGUACGCUGGCUACUAUAUAACUGAACCAUUGUUGGUUACUGUUGAAGCUCUCUUCCUUCUUAGGCAGGUCAUCAAUAUAAUUGCUCUAUAUUUAAAGGGUGCAACUAGAAUUGUUAGUUUGCUUAUGUGCAGUCUUUCUUAAGUUGUAGUGAUGUGCUUUUUGGAAAUGUGUGUGUGUUUUUAGUAACUAUAGGACUACUUCAAUCUAUAAAAUGUUUUCUUUAAAUUGUGAUGCUAUGCAUGGAGCAAGAAUAUUAUUGCUU
Cornus florida is the source of this 979-nucleotide messenger RNA. RefSeq lists its product as uncharacterized. The transcript has 5 exons. The record is from RefSeq and is a predicted model, not a curated record. Gene Ontology annotation, biological process: proteasome assembly. NCBI's taxonomy places the organism in Eukaryota, Viridiplantae, Streptophyta, Magnoliopsida, Cornales, Cornaceae. The annotation marks the transcript as partial.